AUUUAACGAAAAUGAAAAAGUUUUUUUUAUUACACGUUGCUUAUUAAUUAAACAUUUAUGUGAAUAUUCCACGCAAAUAAUACAACUAUCAUAACCAUAUUGCUAUUGUAAACAUUAUUGAUUAUGACAAUCAAUGCGAUGCUAAGCCUGAUAUAUCUAAAUCAUUGUAGUCCGUAGCAAAUUCGUUAGUGUUUGCUCGCCAAAAUCAGUACCACAAUUAAGCGUAAUUCUCUGAAUUCUGAACACUGAAUCGGCAUUUCCCGCAAUCACGUAUCUCUUCAGGCAUGCUCGAGAAUUCGGUCGAGUAAACACUCAUUACAACAGCAUUACAACGACUUCCUAAGAGGAAUUUCAUCGAAAGCUAAGAUGACGGGAUCUGGAGAUCUUAACGACGGAAAUCGGUGAACUUGAUCUCCUCCGUUUAUAAAUAAAAAAAAUCUAGUCGAUCAUUUCCCAAAGCGCGAGUGAAUUCUGCAAGGUGGAUUCUUUAAUAAUAAACAGAGGAAGCAUGGCACGUCCGUUGAGUUGCCUUUUCGUGAUCGUAUGCGUCGCUUACGAAGUGAUCGCGGAAAAAGAAUCAAACAUCCUCAAGUUAAGCAGACCGCAAAAGGUUGCUUCGAACGAGACUAAAACGACAAAUUUUAACGUAACGGAAUACGCGACAGAAAAGAAUGAAUCCGGCAAACAGUCGCCUUUAAUUACUUUCAGCAAGAAUAAUCCAGAGUUGGACUGGAAGAAUUACUUGAAGAUGUUCGACGGAAACGAAGAAGAACACCGAGAUCUCGACGUCGAUUUUAUGAAGGAAAAACUUGAAAAGACGGCUAACAGUAUACAAUGGCUCGCUGAUCUUUACGAUCCUCUCAGGUGGGCCAGAGUGCCCGGAAAACUUCAAGACGAAUGUCGAAGAGAUAUGGAAAGGUUUCUCAGUGCACUGAGGGGCGGAAAACUCUGGGCAGCAAAAAUGUCAGACGCGAGUGGCCGCUACUCCUCGCAAUUUCACUUUGGCAACGGUUUCUGGCUGGGCUCGAUCACCCUUUGCAGGGAGCUCAAUAUCACCGACAGAAAAACUAUAAUGAACAUCGAGGAGCAAGCACCUUUUUCCUUGAGAUUUCACGUGGCAAGAUUUUAUCUAAAUCUCCCGAAAGAGGUCGACUUUUCAACACGUCAGGUGUUUUUGGGUCUCUGUUUGCCAGGUACAUGCGAUCGCACAUCCCUGACCUCGAUGCUAAGGGCCAGUGCUGAUAGAGUCGAACGCGAGGGCAAUUCGACCUAUCGAUCGAGCGGCCCGAAAAUUCACGUUGUUACGGUGAAGCCCGUGCCAUCCAGCAAUUACUGCGCCUGGCAAGAUCCCAAAUUUUACGUCCUUUCAGCCAUUGGCGGCACGAUAUUGUUGCUAAUGAUCUGCGCGAUCGUAUACGAAUACAGAUCAUUUUCUCUUGCGAGGGAUAUCGAGUUUUCGAACGUAUCGAAUAACAAUGACAAAACCAAUGACUUUAUAAACAAGAAUCUGAAUCAAGACCGCAGGAUCUCUAUAGGACAGGAAAACGAUCAGGAACUGAUCGAAAAAGGAACAAAGCGUUCGCAAAAAGAGAAUCCCAUUCAACGGAAGAAUUGCAACAAAGGAUUCUGGCUGAAAUUCUUACUCGCGUUCAGCCCUACCGUCAACGGGAGUAGGAUCAUUAGCACCGAGCCUGCGGCCAAAGAUAGUCUGACUUGUCUCCACGGUCUUCGCGUAUUCUCCUUAGGAUGGGUCAUCAUGGUGCACACAUACAUUCAGGUCUUCUCUAUCGCUGAGAACAAGACAUUACGAACGGUCACAGAAAGGAAUUUCAUGUUCCAGACCGUCAGUAACGCGACAUUUUCCGUGGAUACUUUCUUCUUUAUUAGUGGUUUGCUGGUGACUAUACUUUUCUACCGGUCCUUGAGCAAUCUGAAUAUUGAAAAGGGCAACUUUUUGAAGACAAGCUUCACCAAAUUCAUUAUCAUGAUCUUAUAUCGAUUCAUCAGAUUGACGCCAGCUUAUCUCUUUGUAUUGGGAAUGAAUGAGAUCGCUAUGAAACAAGCUCAGGCGAAGACAGUCUUUUCGCCAAUUGUUAUUGACCAUCUGACCUGCGAAAAGUUCUGGUGGCGAAACGCGCUAUAUUUGAAUUCUUUAUAUCCGCGUACAGAAAUGUGCAUGCUGUGGAGCUGGUAUAUGGCAAACGACACGCAGUUCUACGUCCUUGGGAUACUUCUUCUUUUGCUCUCGGUGAAAUAUUUCAAGACCGCGGUCACUAUCGUUUCACUGUUGAUCGUCUCUUCGUGGUUCACUACAUUCUCGAUAGCCUACAGCAACGAUUACAUAGCCAGGAUUCAAGAGCCGUUUGCUCUAUUUGACGAACUCUACGAUAAACCCUGGCUGAGAGCGGGUCCGUAUUUCAUCGGCACGAUCAGUGGUUAUAUCCUCUUCAAAACUAAGUGCCAGCUAAAGCUACCUAUGGGAGUAGAAUUAAUCGGCUGGAUACUGUCCGUGGGCAUCAUGUUCUCAGUGGUAUACGGAUUGUAUCCCGGAAAUUUGACGGUGAUGGUAAGCUCCGUAUAUGCUGCCUUGGGACACACCGCGUGGGCGAUGGCCGUGGCUUUUAUCGUGAUCCAAUGUUGCACAGGGUCGGCACGAAUGAUCGACAGUUUGCUUUCGCUUAGGCUAAUGUAUCCUCUCUCGAGACUCACAUAUUGUGCCUAUCUCGUGCAUCCUGUUAUCAUGAUGGUCACGACUACACAGAUGGACGGACCGCUGCAUCUCCACAAUGGGAUUGUCCUUAUCCUCUAUUUCGGCAACCUAGUUGCCUCGUACCUGCUGUCCUUCUGCAUUUCUCUCGCUUUCGAGGCGCCAGUGGUAACUUUGUUGAAAAUUGCAUUCACUUCGAAGAAGAGAGCAAGGUAGAAUGCAAUUGUCUGCCUGAUAGAAGGAUAAAUGGAUUAUCCAGUGUAACGACAUUGUUCCAAAUCUAAAUCUUUUAAAGCAAAGAUGAGAAUCAUCCAAAGAUGAAAAUCACUUUUCCAGGAUGGAAAAGUUCGUCUUUAUUUGUGAACAUAGAUCGCUGACAUUUAAUCAUUCUUGAUAAUAAUGUACAUAUUUGAUGAUAAUCUAUGUGAUGUUAUAAGUCUUAACAAUGUUAAAAUUUCUUUCUGCAAGAUAAAAUGCUAAAUUCCUCAUAAUUCGAUUUAUUAUUAUUAAUAAAAGAUCACAGGGAAGAGAGAGAUAAAACAAGAAACAGAUUUAUAGAAAAUGACAAUUAAUCAUCGUAGUAAUAAAAUAAUAUUGCAAAUAUGAAGAACAUUAAAGAUUAAAACCAACUGAUAUAAAUCUCUGACGUAAAGCUUUUGUCGAGUCGAGAAAUUUUGAGCUUCGGGGACAGUUUUAUUUGCGAUUCUCGCAGAAGCAACAGUAAAGUUAACACGUUGAAUCAUAUUUCUAUACGUUAUUUUGACACGAUAAUUAUUAUUAAGUAUCAUGCCCUGCCAGUGCAAUAAUCCUUUAUUUACGUAAUGGAUAGAAAAAUGUUUCCCAAACAUAAAAUCCUGAUAUAAAUCGCUGACAACACAAUAUAAAAUCACAUUAAGAAACUUUUCUCGCGUCGUAUGGAAUGAAAAAUCAACGACAGCCGUAAAUAUAUAAAUAAUAGCAACAAGCAUUUAAGCAUGCAAUACGUUGAAUACAUUGUAACAUGAUAUCAAUCUUCGAUAUAAUUUUUUUGUGUGAAAAAUAAAAAAGCAGAUUACGACAAUGUUAGAAUUUUACAGUAUUUUUAUCAUUCAUUUAGCAGUUCAUUGUCAAAUGAUAAAAUAAAUUCAGCCACGUAAAAUUCAGUUAGCAUAAAGAAAUAGAAAAAUAUAUAUAUAUGAUGCGUUUAUUCCAGAAUUUAUGCGUAUCACGCGGGAUAUCCGACGGUCCGCAAUAACGAAAGAAAAAGCGAAAAAUACGUUGUAUAGUACAAAAUCGAUAGAAAACAUAGAAAUAAAUAGAAAAAAUACAUUACUUUUGCGUAUCAAUAAAAAAUACACAGAGAGAACAAUUUACGUUAAACAACAAUGUAUUCAAUUACCUUUUUUUUACUUUAUAAU
Messenger RNA from Trachymyrmex cornetzi, 4104 nucleotides. RefSeq names its product nose resistant to fluoxetine protein 6. The transcript is spliced from 13 exons. Gene Ontology annotation, molecular function: acyltransferase activity, transferring groups other than amino-acyl groups. The record is from RefSeq and is a predicted model, not a curated record. The coding region runs from base 509 to 2923 and encodes 804 amino acids. NCBI's taxonomy places the organism in Eukaryota, Metazoa, Arthropoda, Insecta, Hymenoptera, Formicidae.